AUGUUCCUUCUUAAGCCCUUCAUGUACCAGGGCCGCGGACGAAGUCCUCGAACGCGAAGGCCCAAGAAACCCCCUGGAGACAACACGGUGCCUGACGAGAAGAGACCACGAACUGCUUUUUCAGGACCUCAGCUUGCGAGGUUAAAGCACGAAUUCGCAGAGAACCGCUACCUGACAGAAAGAAGACGUCAAAGCCUGGCCGCAGAGCUGGGCCUAGCUGAAGCCCAAAUUAAGAUCUGGUUCCAGAACAAACGAGCCAAGAUCAAGAAGGCUUCUGGUCAGAGGAACCUGGCUCUGCAGCUGAUGGCCCAGGGUCUGUAUAACCACUCCACAGUUCCUCUGACGAAGGAGGAGGAAGAAUUGGAGAUGAAAGCCAGGGAGAGGGAACAGCAAUUGAAUAGAGUGUAGAUUGGUUUUUGGGUUGGGUCUUGAUGAGUUCGAUUUUUGAGUAUAAUCAUCGGCACGAAUCUUGAGCGCUGACCUUCACCUGCGCAGAAGUGAUUUAUUGGGUCCCUUUUGUGGUAUGAAGUGAGGCGCGGGGCCGGGGGUAAAGCAGUGAUUGGCCCGCAGCGCAUCGCGUCAUAGUCGUCACUCGGGAUUGGUUCUUUGCUAAUAAAUCACUUCUGCGCAGGUGAAGGUCAGCGCUCAAGAUUCGUGCCGAUGAUUAUAGAUGGUCUUUCUUAUGUGUGACUGGAU
Helicoverpa armigera (cotton bollworm) is the source of this 696-nucleotide messenger RNA. RefSeq names its product homeobox protein invected-like. Gene Ontology annotation, biological process: regulation of transcription by RNA polymerase II; neuron differentiation; multicellular organism development. The record is from RefSeq and is a predicted model, not a curated record. NCBI's taxonomy places the organism in Eukaryota, Metazoa, Arthropoda, Insecta, Lepidoptera, Noctuidae. Gene Ontology annotation, molecular function: DNA-binding transcription factor activity, RNA polymerase II-specific; RNA polymerase II cis-regulatory region sequence-specific DNA binding. Gene Ontology annotation, cellular component: nucleus.